Molecule: messenger RNA, 985 nt
Organism: Raphanus sativus (radish)
Lineage: Eukaryota; Viridiplantae; Streptophyta; Magnoliopsida; Brassicales; Brassicaceae
Product: ABC transporter C family member 12-like
Exons: 4
Coding region: 417-776 (119 amino acids)
Biological process (GO): transmembrane transport
Cellular component (GO): membrane
Molecular function (GO): ATP binding; ATPase-coupled transmembrane transporter activity; ATP hydrolysis activity
Source: RefSeq, a predicted model, not a curated record
AAUACCCUAACCCAUAAGUUUAAACUGUAAAUUAUAUUGGGUUCAUUUAGGUUUGGAUUAAAAAAUAAUGGGUUUUAACAGGGUUGAGCCCUUUUAAUUUUUGGAUUAGAAAAUAUCUUCUGAUCUUCUCGACGCCGUUCAAUCUCUCUCUGAUCUCACUCUCGACGCCUCUCACCCUCUCUCCGAUCUCGACGCUCGUGGGUUUAUCUCAGCCUCUCUCUCCGAUCUCGCCUCAGCUUCUUCUUCGUUCUCGACGCCUCAGCUCGGCGGUUUCAUCUCAGCCUCUCUCUCCGAUCUCGACGCUCGUGGGUUUCAUCUCAGCCUCUCUCUCCGAUCUCGACGCUCCAUGUCACUGCAGAAGCUUGGUUGCCAUUGUAGGUGGAACCGGAGAAGGUAAGACAUCACUUGUCUCUGCAAUGUUGGGAGAGUUGUCUCAUGGUGAAACCUCAAACGUUGUUAUUAGAGGCUCCGUAGCUUAUGUUCCUCAAGUUUCAUGGAUCUUCAAUGCCACUGUGCGUGAAAACAUUAUAUUUGGUUCGGAUUUUGAACCGGAAAGAUACUGGAGAGCUAUUGAAGUGACUGCAUUACUCAGGGACGUGAUCUUACAGAGAUUGGAGAACGUGGGGGUGAAUAUCAGCGGAGGGCAGAAGCAGAGAAUGUCAAUGGCUAGGGCAGUCUACUCAAAUUCAGAUGUUUACAUAUUCGACGAUCCUUUGAGUGCUUUAGAUGCUCACGUUGCUCAGCAGGUAUUUAAUUUAUUUAUUCUUUACUUAUAGGUUGAUCCUGAGUGUUUGGUUGCUGGCAAAGAUGUUGUGGAAGGUAGAGACUAUAGAGUAAAUCUGGUUGUUGCAGUCUUCAACGAGCAAAGAAUAUGUGAAAGACUUUAUUUAUUUGAAUAUGACUUGAAACUUGUUUAGUGUUGUGGUUUGCUUCAAACUUUUAAACGUAUUUUGUGACAAUCAAUAAUGUGAAAUUUCUUACUAUU